CUUUAAUGGAAUCAAUUCAUACCAAAAGCCUGGAGCUGAGGCGUCAUUGAGCACUGUGGAAAUAUCCGUUUCCUUACCAUGAGGCCAGCCACUACAAGCCUUCCAUCCACAGACUCCAAUGCGACAAGACAAGUGCAAUUUCACUCUAACUUAUGCAGCGAAUUCAAUCAGUAUAUUGAAAAACAUUCAAGCACCGGCUACAACGGUCGGGGAGAUCAAGCCAACUACAUACGUCGCGAUCAGCUGGAGGCCUUCUGGAAUUCCGAACGCAUUAAAGAGAUCGUCAAUAGCAACCCGCGCAUACGUAAAAAUGUAAAGGAGGACGCCAUCGAGGAAAAUUACGUUCAAGUUCUGUAUAUAUUGGUACAUCUUGAUCUAAUCGAUCACUUCGAUGUCUUUGUCGCCAAUGAGCAAGAUGAUAAUAACCUGCCACUCAAACGUGUCCCAGGCUGGAGCUCUGGUAACGGGCCUCUGUGGGAGCGGUUCAUGCAGGACCAAUGGUGCUUCUGCCCCCAGAAGAUUUCGAAGCUCAUGCACCAACCCGAGGUCUCCCAAGACCAAAUACUUCCCCUGGUAUCAAAAACGCUGGUGAAUAACGAAGUCGGAGACGGAAGUUGCAUCUACAAAGUUGAGAUUGACGAGAACUACAACGACCUGACCUCAGAUGCCAAGUUUGUAACUGAUCAGGAUGUCGACCAUCUCAGGAACACCUUUGUCUUCAAGGAAAUCAAAUUCACCAGCAAGAUGUCAAAUCAAGAGCUUCAGAUGUACAGGAAUGAAGUUACCGCCUACAACUUACUUCGGAAACUCGAAAAACACCGGCUCUCUGAAAAUUUACCAUUCAAUUGCAUCGUUCGUUACUACGGGUCGAUAGAACAAGGGAACACCCGGACCAUAAUCCUCGAAUACGCCCGUGGUGGGAACCUCGUCAACUAUUACCAGAAGCACAGAGAAGGACUUCCUGCAGACCGCAGAAAAGCAUUCUGGGAUGCUAUGUUUGUCAUGUGUGACGGCUUGGUAGCACUCCAUGGUCAAGUCUCCUCACAGCAUGACUCCAAAAUAAGCCGUGAAAAUGGCAUGGAAUGGAAGUUCGUCGGUAUACAUCAAGACAUCAAACCGCAGAACAUACUGGUUUUUCCUGGUCCUGAAGAAGACCCAUAUAAUUGCACAUUCAAGCUUGCCGACUUCGGACGCAGCUGUGUACAAGUUAAGGAAGCAGCAGACAACCCGUUUGUUAAUGAGUAUGGAAACAAAAUGUAUGGCCCACCGGAAGCAUUCCAAGCUCGUGAAAUUCACUAUCUCGUCAAUGCAAAGAUCUCCACCCGUGGUGAUGUUUGGAAUCUAGGCACUGUUUAUAGUGAGGCGCUCGUGUGGUCAAUACGCGGAGAGUACGGCCGAGAAAAAUACAGGUGUCAACGACGAGACGCCAUCAAACAAUCAUCUGCUAAUGGAACAGGCAGCGAUGCAUCCUUCCACAACGGCAUAAAGAGACUACCAGAAGUUGAUGAAAUGCACCAGGAUGUACUGAAAAGAUCGGGCUCAGAUGGCGUCUUGGAGCUUGUGAGCGAAAUUGUGCUGGUUGAUAUGCUUGUUCGUCUCGACGAGCGCUUGGAAGCUGGAGAUGUCCACACGGACUGGGAAAACAAGAAGAUAAAGUCCAUGUCCGCACAAAAACUAAACAGCACCAGGCCUGGGACUGCGCAGUCGAGAAUUCCACCAUCAGAUAUCGUGUCAAGUGGUGAUUUGAUGACCCUUGGCGUCAUCGCGGGAAAUGAAACAAGGGACAAACCUCCAGACAACCCUGCAUCAGCAGCCAACAAUGAGAAGCCUAUCCCAGACAUGUCUCUUACUAUUGAGAAACUAUAUGAGCGCAUACGCCAUGAAUCGCCGCGCCGGCGAGCUCGGCUGGAGAACAUACCGUCAAUUGGAAAAGAGUUGGAAGACUUGCGACGCUCAAGCGGUCGCACGCAGGUUUUUCUAGUCGACAACUCUGAAUCGAUGAGGGUUAACCAAAUUGCUGUGUCCCAAGGUAUCCGCGUUUUGGGGAAGAUUCUAAAGGACAUCACACCCAAUGGCCAGGGAAUGAAAAUCUGGUUCAGCUCCGGUCUGGUCACCAACCCUACGAGGAAAAGUAAGAAACUAGAAGCAGCAGUGCGUGUGAACUCAUUUGAAGCUUCCAAUACACAAUUGCGGGAGACUUUGGGGUAUUGGGCUGAUGAUACCAUCAAAAUGUUGCGUGACCGGCGGCCUGAUCGCCAGAGUCUGUACAUUUUCACAGACGGAGAAGGUGAUGUACAUGAGGAGGGGCUCGAGGAACCAAUCAAAAAGUUAUAUGAGGUAUUGCGUGAGAUGAAAUUUGACGAAUCUUGGGUGUCAGUUCACUUCAUCCAGUACCGGGGACUGGAUCACGGAAUGCAGAGGAUUAUGCGAAUGUGCAAUACCCCCGUGUUUCGCUAUCCACACGAUGUCUCUCCGCAGACAAAUGCUUCUUGUUCAAAAUGCACGGAUGACGUGGUCACAAUCCUGCGUCGUCGUCUACGUUAUACCCAGACUUCUCGGGAUGCAAGCAUGCGGCAACCAGCAUCCCUGAAUACACAGUGGCCUCACAGCAGGGACGGCGGGCCUAGCCAGGCUGUAAUUAGAGACGGAUGAAGUUAGAAACUCGUAGAGCAUCUAGCUCAUCUCUAGGUGCGGACAGGGCAUCAUGCAGCCACCAGAUCUCAGAAAAUGGCACGGAGGCACGAGAACGUCAGAAUAGAAAGCCGCAGUGGGCUAUAACCUGCCACGUCUACUGGGAUGGAUUGAAGAUUAAGCACGGGAUAGGAAUUGAACUCAUCAACGUGUUAAAACCCCAAAGGCUGGCAUGAAUACCUCUGAUGCCAAGCAAAAAUUUGCUGUCGACUGAUGCCCAAACUUAAAAGGAGUCCAAAUGCUGGUCUUGAUCAGCUAUC
Messenger RNA from Pseudomassariella vexata, 2951 nucleotides. RefSeq lists its product as uncharacterized. The record is from RefSeq and is a predicted model, not a curated record. Gene Ontology annotation, biological process: peptidyl-serine phosphorylation; peptidyl-threonine phosphorylation. Bases 79 to 2652 code for a protein of 857 amino acids. The transcript is spliced from 5 exons. Gene Ontology annotation, molecular function: protein serine/threonine kinase activity; ATP binding. NCBI's taxonomy places the organism in Eukaryota, Fungi, Ascomycota, Sordariomycetes, Amphisphaeriales, Pseudomassariaceae.